UCUGUCUUUGUUUGUUUGUUUGCCACUUGCUUUCGGCUGCUUCUCGCAUUGGGGAGAUCGCGCAGAUUGGCCCUGCAGGUUGGAGCCUCUCAGAUCACUUAUUGCCACAAAGGAAGAUGCAUCUCAACGUCUUGCGGGCAUCCGUCGUGGUCCCGCUCCUGAGCCUGGUGGGCGCCGCUCUCGGCAUCGGGACACUGACCGACGACGACCUGCGCAGCCUUCCGUCUCCCGGCCAGGACUUCGACAUUCGCACCGGCAAGCUCCUGGCGCCCAUCCUGAUCCCGCGCGUGCCCGGGACCGAAGGCCAGGCCAAGACGCAGCGGCACUUUGUCGACUUCUUCCAGACCAACCUGCCCGACUGGGAGGUGCUAUGGCAGAACUCGACCUCCAAGACGCCGGCGACGGGCGACAAGGAGAUUCCGUUUGCGAACCUCAUCCUGCGCCGCGACCCGCCGGGGUACGCCAAGGGCGAGGUCGGGCGGCUGACGCUGGUGGCGCAUUACGACAGCAAGGUCGAGCCCAAGGACUUCAUCGGGGCGACGGACAGCGCGGCGCCGUGCGCGAUGCUGAUGCACGUCGCGAGGAGCAUCGACGGGGCGCUCAAGGCCAAGUGGGCUGCCAUGAAGGCCAGCGGCGAGCUGGAUGCCGGCUUGGAGCCCGGGGUUGGGGUGCAGAUUCUCUUGCUGGAUGGGGAGGAGGCGUUUGUGCACUGGACGCAGACGGACUCGCUGUAUGGGGCAAGAUCAUUGGCUGAGACGUGGGAAUCGGAGUUUCAUGAAUCCAUGUCGACAUACAAGACGCCGCUGCACUCCAUCAGCCUCUUCGUCCUCUUGGAUCUUCUCGGAUCGGCCAAUCCCCAUGUGCCGUCCUACUUCUUGACCACCCACUGGGCGUACAGGAACAUGGCGGCGCUGGAGAAGCGCAUGCGAGACCUGGGACUGCUCGAGUCCAACGUCACCCGCCCAUUCCUGCCGGACGCCCACAAGCGACCCAACCAGUUCGGCUACGGAGGCAUCGAAGACGACCAUAUCCCCUUCCUCCGGCGAGGCGUCGACAUCCUCCACCUGAUCCCCACGCCGUUUCCUGACGUGUGGCACACGAUGGCGGAUGACGGCGAGCACCUCGACAUGCCGACUGUGAUGGACUGGACGAAGCUUGUUCUGGCCUUUACGGCGGAGUGGAUGGAUUUGUCGGGCCAUUUCCCCAAGGCGGCGGCUACGAAGGACAAGAGGAGCGAGACGACGCUGGAGCCGAGCCUGCGGACAGAAUUAUGACUCCGUUGGGGGAGAAUGUUAUGAUUGAAAUGGAUCGAAAGCCGGAGAAUACGACUU
This is a messenger RNA of Trichoderma citrinoviride, 1331 nucleotides long. RefSeq lists its product as hypothetical. Gene Ontology annotation, molecular function: glutaminyl-peptide cyclotransferase activity; zinc ion binding. The transcript has 4 exons. NCBI's taxonomy places the organism in Eukaryota, Fungi, Ascomycota, Sordariomycetes, Hypocreales, Hypocreaceae. The record is from RefSeq and is a predicted model, not a curated record. Bases 117 to 1274 code for a protein of 385 amino acids.